This is a messenger RNA of Aedes aegypti (yellow fever mosquito), 1657 nucleotides long. RefSeq names its product transport and Golgi organization protein 11 (gene Tango11). The coding region runs from base 273 to 1100 and encodes 275 amino acids. The record is from RefSeq and is a predicted model, not a curated record. Lineage: Eukaryota; Metazoa; Arthropoda; Insecta; Diptera; Culicidae. The transcript has 3 exons.
AUGUCAAAAAAUUUCAUCAGUGAAAAAAACGCCAAAAGAACUCCACUUUUUGUGUGGAAUUCGCGGAACGAAAAAGGAUAGGCAAAAAUUAUUUAAUCCGUUUCGCCUAUCUGAUAGCCCGAAAAGUUGCCCUCUUACAACGGUUCUGUUCGCGAAAAUACGAGGUAUUCGUCCCGCAAGAAGUUGAGAGUAGUUUGGUAUAAAUAGUGUCUCCGGGAAAGUGUCUAUUUUGGUACGCACAAAGGAGAGACGAAAAGUGGGAAAAAACGAAAAUGGCUCGCUCAGCAAGUCCGGGAGGAUAUUCCAACUACGAGGACGAUUCGCUGUUCCAGAAUGCAGUUUUCACGCACGACAUCAGCGAACAGAUGCGCGUUCCGAAGCGGAUUCGUGCCACCGGGGAUUACUUUGACGAGCAUGAGCUUCUGUCCAAUGGCAAUGGGGAAAUCAAUUCCUGGAACUAUCACGACAAGAUCGAAAUGAAUGUCCCGGACAGGAUUGUGGUCCUCGGACAGGAUCAGCAUCUGGUUCUUACGUCAGGCACCAAAUCGGCACCCCGCGAGAUAAUGCUGGAGAACUCGAUUCUGCCGAAAGAUCCGGGCUUUGUGCGCGUUUCGACGCCCCCGAGGGUAAUUUCGCUAGCGGAACAUCACUUCCCCUCGGCGACGGAUCUUCCGCGGGAAGCGGGUGAAGGCAAAGAGAUGAACGACCAACACUAUGACGACUACGAGCCACGCUCGCUGGAUUCGAUCGAGGAUAUCAACAGCAGCAUGAACGUAGGAAAUCGGCAGCGUUUCAGCCAGGGAAACCGAGGAGCCACGGGAGGAGAGCUUCAGAAGAGGGCAACAUUUUCCAAACACAGUUCCGAGCUAGUCGUCGGAAGGAGCUUCCGAGAGGAGACACCAACGUUCGGAGGAAGUGUCGAAAAUCUAACACCGGCCGAAGAGAUGACCAAUCUGCGCCGCCAGGUGGCCAAAAUGAACCGAAGAUUGUUGUCCAUCGAGUUGGACAACAUGCAGCGGCAGCAGCGCGAAAAGAUUAUGUAUUGCGUUGGGUUGGCUUACCUGCUGUUGAAAACCUUCAUGUGGCUUAGUCGAAAGUAGAGAGAUGCUAAACUAUGUUCGUUCUCCCCAAAGAGCUGUUUCCCGAAGGCGAUCCUGAGGGAAACGAAAGAUGUGCAGUUAGGAACCAGAAUUGAACAAAAAUGGACUAAACAAACUUUUCAAAUGAAAGUAGUUGUAAUAAUAAGGAAACCGCACGGAUAAAAAGCACAUCUUGAAACAUUUUCCCUAUAAGUGUAUGAGAGCCACUCGAAGAGUGAGGGAAGCAUAACUUAACAACGUAUUUCAAUAGUCAAUGACGGUACAAUGUGGAUUACCAUAUGUAGGAGAUGAGCAUUCGCUUCAGAAAUUUUCAAAUAACUAAAAGCCAUUCGAAUUUCAUUCUGGCGGCAACGACAUUUUCUAUUAGACUGGUAUUCAUACUAUUUUUUAUAAUUUCUAUUCUUUCCAAUUCUAGCGUAGCAUUAAAGAAAAACUUUUAGUGUUUAGAGAAUCUAACAAUAUUUCAUUGAAGUAAAGUUGUUUUAUCGGAGAUUUCUGUUCGAGUGAAAGCUGGCUUUGUUUUAUUGGAAUGCUUUGAAAAGAAAAAAAACCUGAAG